Molecule: messenger RNA, 3450 nt
Organism: Pocillopora meandrina
Lineage: Eukaryota; Metazoa; Cnidaria; Anthozoa; Scleractinia; Pocilloporidae
Source: the annotation of a GenBank genome assembly
AUGAAUAACGCCGCAGAAAUCCUAAAAAAAGUCCAGAUUGGUUUGGAUGUCGCCAUAUUUCUCCUAAACACUGAUCGUGGCCUUCAAGCGACCGAGUUAUGUAAUGAAUGUUUAUUUCUACUUCACAAGCUUGACUCUGGUAUUGAUCUUGAUCAUGAUAUCGCUGAUGUAUUAUUCAGUGUGUUCUACGCCACCUCUGGUUACACAAAUGCAGUACGAUACACCAUAAAACUUAUUGACAAGUUUUUCCUCGCUGUAGACCUAACCAUACAACUGGUAGACAAAUACGAGGCAAAAUGUUGGUUUGCAGAGGCAAUGCAACUUUGUAAAAGCGCUCUUACCAUCGUGAAAGCGAUUGGCUACCGUAGAGAAGAGGCAAUGGCUUACGCGAGACUUGGAUCUCUUUUUUUUAUCCUCUGCGAAUAUCUAAAGGCGAAAGAAUAUUAUGAGAAAGCACUUGCCAUCGCGAUAGACAUCGGCGACAGAAAAGGAGAAGGAACAACAUACCAGAACCUCGGAGGUGUGUUUAAAUCCCUUGGCGAAUAUCAGAAGGCCAAAGAAUAUUACGAGAAAGCACUUGCCAUCGCGAUAGAAAUCGGCAACAGAAAUGGUGAAGGAAGAAUAUACGGGAACCUCGGAGUUGUGUUUGAAUCCCUUGGCGAAUAUCAGAAGGCCAAAGAAUAUAACGAGAAAGCACUUGCCGUCGCGAUAGAAAUCGGCGACAGAAAUGGUGAAGGAAGAAUAUACGGGAACCUCGGAGUUGUGUUUCAAUCUCUUGGCGAAUAUCAGAAGGCCAAAGAAUAUUACGAGAAAGCACUUGCCAUCGCGAUAGAAAUCGGCGACAGAAAUGGAGAAGGAACAACAUACAGGAACUUCGGAGUUGUGUUUCAAUCCCUUGGCGAAUAUCAGAAGGCCAAAGAAUACUACGAGAAAGCACUUGCCAUCGCGAUAGACAUCGGCGACAGAAAAGGAGAAGGAACAACAUACGGGAGCCUCGGAGCUGUGUUUCAAUUCCUUGGCGAAUAUCAGAAGGCCAAAGAAUAUUACGAGAAAGCACUUGCCAUCGCGAUAGAAAUCGGCGACAGAAAUGGUGAAGGAGCAACAUACGGGAACCUCGGAGUUGUGUUUCAAUCCCUUGACGAAUAUCAGAAGGCCAAAGAAUAUUACGAGAAAGCACUUGCCAUCGCGAUAGACAUCGGCGACAGAAAAGGAGAAGGAACAACAUACGGGAACCUCGGAGCUGUGUUUCAAUUCCUUAGCGAAUAUCAGAAGGCCAAAGAAUAUUACGAGAAAGCACUUGCCAUCGCGAUAGAAAUCGGCGACAGAAAAGGAGAAGGAACAACAUACGGGAGCCUCGGAGUUGUGUUUCGAUCCCUUGGCGAAUAUCAGAAGGCCAAAGAAUAUGACGAGAAAGCACUUGCCAUCGCGAUAGAAAUCGGCGACAGAAAUGGAGAAGGAACAACAUACGAGAACCUCGGAAUUGUGUUUCAAUCCCUUGGCGAAUAUCAGAAGGCCAAAGAAUAUUACGAGAAAGCAAUCGCCAUCGCAAAAGGAAUAGGAGACAGAGGAAAUGAAUGUUCAGCAUACUUAGCCCUUGGAAACGUUUACUGCAGGCUUAGGAAAUAUCGUCAAGCUAAAGAAUAUUUCGACAAAGCACUCAGCAUCAGUACAGCAAUUGGACAAAGAAGAGAUGAAGGAUGCGGUUCCACAGGUUUGGCAGUAGUGUUCGCUUUUAUCAAUGACAAUCAGAAAGCAAAAGAACAUUCUCAGAAGGCGCUCACCAUCAGCAAGGAAUGUGGCGAUAAAGCUCUGGAAGGACAAAGUUACCUCAACCUCGGAAAUCUAUCUAGAUCGCUUGGUGAAUACGACGAGGCAGAAGAUUACUUAGAGAAGGCUCGCUCCAUAAGCAGUGGAAUUGGAAACAUAAUGACUGAGUUUGGAAGCCUUCUCAGCAUCACACAGUUAAAGGUAUCGCAAUCACAGUUUGUGGAGGCAAAGGAACAUCUCCUUCAAUGUAUUGGAAAAUAUGAACAAUUGAGGAGUUUUCUUAAAGGAAACAAAGAGUUUGAAAUAUCUCUGUUAGAAGAGCACGGUAGUUUUCCUUAUCAGUUGCUCACUACUUUGCUUUGCAAUACUGGCAAAUUUCAAGACGCUCUUUAUGUCGAGGAGCUGGGACGAGCGAGAGUCCUCGUAGAAUGCAUGGCAGAGAAGUUCUCCGUUGAAAGCCACAUCUCGGCUGAUCCAAAAUUAUGGUUUGGGAUUGAAAACAUCGUGAAAAAAGAGAGUAACUGUGUCUUUUUGUACAUUUCGUAUUGUGAGCGGCAAGUUUGUCUCUGGGUUUUGAAAGCAAAUGGAGACAUUUCCUUUCGAGUCACCGACAAAGUGAAAGACAGCACUCUCAUUCCUGAGAAUGUUUACAACGUGGAGGGAAUUUUCAAAAAGAGCGCCGCCAGCUUUGGCGUUUUAUUCACAGCGAAUUGCGAAGAUCGAUCUUUGGAUGACAACGUAACGACAUCUCUUUUUGAAGAGAGCCGAGCAACUUUACGCGGUGACGAAAGCAAAGAAACCGAAAGAAUUCAUCAUUUGUGUUACAAAUGGAUCAUCGCUCCUGUGGUAGAUUUACUUACAGAGCCUGAAAUCAUCAUUGUACCGGAUCGUUUCUCGUAUCGAGUCCCAUUUGCUGCCUUACGUGAUGAAUCAGCCGGAAAGUAUCUAUCAGAGACUUACAGAAUCCGUAUCGUCCCUUCUCUGACGACCCUCCAGCUCAUUCAUGAUUGUCCAGCGGAUUAUCAUAGUGAAACUGGUGCACUUGUAGUGGGUGAUCCUACGGUUGGCCAGGUGUAUUACGAUGGACGUGUCACUAACUUUGUAUCAUUGUUCUGUGCUAGAAAGGAAGCAGAGAUGGUUGGUCGACUGCUGGGAGUUCAACCUUUGUUAGGAGAGUCUGCAACUAAGCAGGCAGUGCUUCAAGCGAUACCUUCAGUGAGUCUCAUACAUGUUGCCGCGCAUGGAAAUGCCGAAAGAGGAGAGAUUGCCCUGUCGCCUAAAUGUCCUAAAUGUAUCACCAACAGUUUUCCACAAGAAGAAGACUACCUCUUGACAAUGUCCGACAUUUUCGGAGUUCAAGUGCGAGCAAAACUGGUUGUAUUGAGCUGUUGUCACAGUGCGCGUGGAUUGGUCAAAGCCGAAGGAGUUCUUGGAAUCGCUCGUGCAUUCUUAGCAUCCGGUGCACGUUCAGUGUUGGUAGCAUCGUGGGCCAUAGAAGACGAAGCAACGGAGCAGCUCAUGAAUCAUUUCUACAAACACCUUGUACGUGGAGAAAGUGCCAGUGAAUCUCUUCAUCAGGCCGUAAAAUGGUUGAGAAGCAACGGCUUUCCCAAACCUAAUCAAUGGGCUCCAUUUGUGCUGAUGGGAGACGACGUGACGUUGGAUUUUACAUACAUCGGGUAG